This is a messenger RNA of Dermacentor albipictus, 987 nucleotides long. RefSeq lists its product as uncharacterized. Lineage: Eukaryota; Metazoa; Arthropoda; Arachnida; Ixodida; Ixodidae. The record is from RefSeq and is a predicted model, not a curated record.
UUAAUAGUCUUCGUACGCCAUUCGACCUACGUAUGUGCAUCGAGUGACCUUCAGAAAGCGUUGCUGUUUUAUGUUUUAAACAAUAUAUCUGCGUCGUACUCAGAAAUAUUUUAAAUUACCGAAAUCAAUUACUCGUUGUCGUUCCCUUUUAGGUAUAUGUAACACGCUUGCUUUGAGAGUUGUGCUAUCCGCCCAUCAACUUGCGCACGGGUCCCGUUUAAAUGACAACUAUGAAGUAUUUCAACAUUGCUGUGCUUCUUGCACUUCUCACCGUUGCUAAUGCACUGAACAUUGAAGUCCUUCGCAAGGCCUUGGACACUACCCAAAAAGUUUGGUUGAAGAAGCGAAGCUUUCCGAUACCGGAUGAGAAGUGUACAUACGCUUCAAAGUUGUUUUUUAACCAAACUGAUUACAAGUUCCGACUACAUUAUGAAAUCGGCAAAGAAAAAGUGGUGCGCAAGUUCUUCGCUAAACUUGGAGGAGGAGAAGGGGGAGAAGAUCCGUGGCUGACAGUCAGCCGUCAGCAAGGUGGACCUACGCUGAAACACACGCUAAAGUUUGCGAGCGAGAACGAAAAGUGCGGUGUUCUUACAUUUUACCUCAAUGGCAAGGACCAAUGCGAAAUGCUUGCGUGGGACGAAACUGUCGACACAACAUUGACCGAAUGCGAAAAGAAAUAUAAUGAAUUAUGCCAGGAGUCGCAUUCGAUUUAUUCAAGCGACUGCAAAGCGAAGUCUGCCUAAAAUAAUUAACGACGUUGUCGUGCUAUAGCGCCAGUGUCAAUGUCAUCCACGUGCACCACUUUUUUUAUUUUUUUCGUUUCUACAGUAGGGACAUUACACUGGCAGUGUUCUAGAAUAGUUUCCUAAAUAUGGAAAAGAGCAGAUUAAAUAUUUGUUCGGAUGAUAUUCGCUCGAUGAAGCAGCUGCAGUUAUUUAGGAACUCAUUUACCUAAGUUCCACUCAAUAAAGUUGUAUUUCACAAGUU